UCUCACGGCUCACCUUGCCUUCACCUUGCCCUGCUUGCGGUGUACGUCACGGUUCGGUCCAGACCUACCCGCCUCCACUCGAAAUCCCCGAGCUCCAAAACCUCCACACCCCCCGAACCCCAAGCGAGUAAGAGCAUCAGCAGCACAGCUCGACUUCCCAUUGCGACUCGCAUCGAGACCAGCUCCGACUUCAUCCCACCACGGGCACGUUACGGAUAUCACGCGUCAAGCCAAACGGACAUCUCGCGCGACGACAUCCAGCAUUCCGUCCAAUUGCAUCACGUCACCAAAAACUCAAUUGCGCCUACGACUCGAGGAAUACUCGACUAA
Molecule: messenger RNA, 330 nt
Organism: Colletotrichum abscissum
Lineage: Eukaryota; Fungi; Ascomycota; Sordariomycetes; Glomerellales; Glomerellaceae
Exons: 1
Source: RefSeq, a predicted model, not a curated record